Molecule: messenger RNA, 1617 nt
Organism: Colletotrichum phormii
Lineage: Eukaryota; Fungi; Ascomycota; Sordariomycetes; Glomerellales; Glomerellaceae
Product: amidase
Exons: 5
Coding region: 1-1617 (538 amino acids)
Source: RefSeq, a predicted model, not a curated record
AUGGGUAGCAUUAAGACUGAGACGUGGGAGCUGGCGGCCGCCAAGAAACGAGAGUCCCUCGCGGCAUCUCUCCCCUCAGAAUGGCUGGUUCCCAAGAACCUCCUGCCCCCAGACUCCCAAGACGACGUCACAUCGUGGCCCGAGACUUCGGGCUGGUUCACCGAGACAGAGCUCGCCAUCACGAACAGCGAUGCCGCCGACCUGAUCCCCAAGCUCGCAUCAGGAGAGCUGAAGUCGCUAGAAGUAACGAAGGCAUUCUGCAAGAGGGCUGUCGCCGCUCAUCAGUUGACAAACUGCCUUUCAGAAACAUGUUUCGACCGCGCACUCGCAACGGCAAAAGCCAGAGAUGAACAUCUCGAGCGCACAGGAAAGCCCAUCGGCCCCUUCCACGGCCUGCCCAUCUCCCUCAAGGACAACUUCAAUCUCAAGGGACUCGACGCCACCGUAGGCUUUGUUUCUCACAUUGGCAACCCCUCCGAGUACGACGCUGCGCUCGCGACGUUGCUGGAGGAGGCCGGCGCCGUCUUUUACGUCAAGACGAACGUGCCGACGGCGAUGAUGAUUGCGGAAUCGGUCAACAACGUCUUUGGCCGGACAGUGAACCCUAGGAACAGGAAUCUUACUAGCGGUGGGAGCUCCGGCGGCGAGUCUGCGCUUAUUACAUUCAAGGGCAGUCCGCUUGGUAUCGGAACGGAUAUUGGUGGUUCUCUCCGCAUUCCCGCCGCGUGCACCGGCAUCUUCACCCUCCGACCAUCCUUCGGCCGCUUCCCCACCUUAGGCUGCCGCUCCGGCAUGGGCGGCCAGGAAGCCGUCCAGUCCGUCAACGGACCCAUGACCCGGACCAUCACCGAUCUCGAACUCUACAGUAAAACCGUCGUCAACCAAAAGACCUGGCUUUACGACCCGCGCUGUGUACCCAUCCCGUGGCGCGAAGAGCAACUCCCUUCCAAGCUGAAGAUCGCAGUCAUGUGGAACGACGGCAUGGUCAGACCCACGCCACCCGUAGCCCGCGCACUUAAGGCGACUGUCGAGAAAUUGAAGGCCGCUGGUAACGAUAUCGAGAUUGUCGACUGGGAGCCCAUUGAUCACAGGCAGGGACUGACUUUGAUCGAGCGCAUGUUUGUCGCUGACGGCGGUAUCUCUAUCCAAAAGGAGCUUGAGAAGACGGGAGAGCCACUCAGGCCUGAGAUGGCGGCGUACGGGACUGCGAAGGAGCUUGGGACGUAUGAUAUGUGGCAGCUUCACAUUGAGCGCACAGCGUUCCAGAAGCGGUACCUCGAUCGCUGGACCGCGGCUGGGAUCGAUGCGAUUCUGUGCCCUACGACGCCAUUUGCGAGUGUGAAGAGUGGUGCUUUCAAGCAUGUUGGAUACACGGGUGUCUACAAUGUCCUUGACUACUCCUGCGUCUCCUUCCCGACUGGCUUGACAGCAGAUCAAAGCUUGGACACGCCUCUCGACUCUACAGAAAAGCCACUGAGCUCAGAUUGUGAGGCCAUCCAUGCCGAGUAUGAUCCCGAAGCGGUACAUGGCAUGCCUAUCAGCCUGCAAUUAGUUGCUCGGCGGUUAGAAGAGGAGAAGGCGAUCGCCAUGGUCAAACAUAUUCUUAACACGAUUUGA